Molecule: messenger RNA, 2770 nt
Organism: Entelurus aequoreus (snake pipefish)
Lineage: Eukaryota; Metazoa; Chordata; Actinopteri; Syngnathiformes; Syngnathidae
Gene: tes
Product: testis derived transcript (3 LIM domains)
Exons: 7
Coding region: 401-2035 (544 amino acids)
Molecular function (GO): zinc ion binding
Source: RefSeq, a predicted model, not a curated record
CUAGCGGAUAAAAGAAGUGGUAGUAAUUUCAAAAUAAAAUAAAGACAGUGACUCAUAAUUACUGUAAAUUACAUUCGAUAACCUUUUUGUGUGAAAAAAAAUCAUGUCAUUUGACAUUUAUUACUUAAAACGUUUAAUUGUAGCGCAUUCCCUCUACAUUAACUCAACUCCACGACGGAAUUAUCUUAAUUUUGUGACUCCACGCCGGUUUCUCCUGUCUGUAGUAUCGAUAGCUUGACGAUCCAUCGGAGCCGGCUGAGGUCCAGAAGUGAAGAAGAUUGUGUUCGAGCCGGCUCCUUUGUCGUCCUCCGGUCCGACUUGUCGUGUGUUCUUUGCGGCUUAGACCGGCUUCCUGCUCCUCCCUCGGUACGGCGGGUGUAUCGUGAGUCCGAACGCCACCAUGGAGAUCGAGAAGGAAGUGAAGAAGAUGACGCUGGGUCACGAGUUCGGCGCUGGAGCGUCCUGCCUGAAGUGCAAAGACAAGUGUGAAGGCUUCGAGCUCCACUUCUGGAGGAAGAUCUGCCGGAACUGCAAAUGUGGUCUGGCGGAGCACAACGUGCAGAUGAACUCAGAGGAGAACAAGAAGGUGGGCAAGUUGUUCGAGGACACCAAGUACACCGGCCUCAUCGCCAAGCUCAAGACAGACGGCGUCUCCGGGUACCGCGGCAACGCCGUCACCAUCACGCUGGCCGGCCCCGCCACUGCCCACGCCGUAGUACUCCCCGCCGUGCCUUCGGCCGCCGCCAUCGUGCCUCCAGCCACUGAUGCUUCUGCCCGGCACACUAAGGGCGUGGCCACCGGAGGCGCGGCCUCUGGGGCCGUGGCUUCUGGGGGCGCGGCCUCAGGAGGUGCAGCCGUAGCGAGGGCAGCGCCCGGCGGUGGGAAGGCUCAACUGGCACCAGCUGGUGUUGCACCGCUCCAAGUGAGCACAGCGACCAUUUGCAUUGGGUCGUCUACCGCUGAUGUCGUGCCCGUUCACAAAGACAUGCCUCUCAAGUCUGUCACGUACGAGUGGGCGCCACCUGUGGCCAACAAAUAUGUGGCGGUGCAAUACAUCCAACUGCUGCCGCCCGAGAAGCGGCCCGUGGCGGGUUCGGAAGGCGCCCUGUACCGCCGCCAGCAGAUGGCCCGCCAGCUGCCCGAACACGACCAGGACCCCGCCAGGUGCCACGACCUGAGCGCGGCCGAGGUCAAGCAGAUGCAGCAGUACGUGCGCAAGUACAAGGACGAGGCCCUGGGCAUCGGAGACGUCAAGAUGCCUGAGGAGAUGGUUCUGGUGCGGGCGGCGGCUCUGGGUGCCGGUGACGCCGCGGGGGCUAAAGAUGGAGCCGCGGCAGGCGGAGUGGGCCCGCAGGCUGCCGGAGCACGAGCGGGGUCCGCGUCCGGAGGGUCCGUUCCUGCCGGAGGAGCCGUGGGCACUGCAGCCACCGCCGGGUUGCAACUAAGUGGAUCAUCGCAGAAAAGCUUUUCAUGCCGCCACUGCCAGCAGCCCAUGCGUGCGGGCGACCCCGCCGUCUACGCCGAGCGUGCGGGCUACGAUACGCUGUGGCACCCGGCGUGCUUCGUGUGCUGCACGUGCGGCGAGCUGCUGGUGGACAUGAUCUACUUCUGGAAGAGAGGCAAGCUCUACUGCGGCCGUCACUACGGCGACAGCGAGAAGCCGCGCUGCGCGGGCUGCGACGAGCUGAUCUUCAGUAACGAGUACACUCAGGCCGAGGGGCAGGACUGGCACCUGAAGCACUUCUGCUGCUUCGACUGCGACCUGGUCCUGGCGGGGGAGACCUACGUGAUGGAGCGCGACAAGCCCGUCUGCACGCCAUGCUACAUGAACAACUACGCUGUGAAAUGCUCGUCCUGCCAGCAGCCGGUGGAACCGGAAGCCCAGCGCGUGUCGUACGGCGAGCACCACUGGCACGCCGAGCCGCACUGCUUCAAGUGCGCCGGCUGCAGCAAGUGUCUGAUUGGCCAGCGCUUCAUGGCGGCGCAGGGACGCCUCUUCUGCUCCGCGGAGUGCAAGAGGAACAGCGCCGCCUAGAGGCUCCUGAAGGUACCACACCUACAAAUCCACUGCACGCACUUCCCACUCCGGCGCUCAUAUUACCGUAAUGCCACCGAUAAAGUGGCAGCACAACUACUGAAUGUCACAUUCCUGCAGAAAUAUGACAAUUUUUCUGGAAUAAAAGUCUGUCAAAAGCAAAUAUGGCUGACAUAAAUCAUCAUGGAAGUCCGAACUAGGGUUUGCAAAAGUAUUGAUUUAUUCCAAACAUGGGGUGUGGAAGUCGCCUCCCAGCAGCUCCACGGCACAAGAGCCCAGCGUGCAGGUUCAACAAGGUUUGAAUCAAAAUGUUUUCUUUCCUACAACACUUUUCUCUCCUAGAACGUGACUUUUCAGCCACGUCCGUAACCUCCGGACUCCUCUGCUCCCGGCCGCUUACUGUUAAAGACAACAGAUGACUAGAUUAACACGUACCACCUGUGAAAUCUAAUCACCUGCCAGCUGUGUCUCGCCGUCAACACAUGCCCCGCCCCUGCCCGAUGGUGCUCGUCCUCAGUACCAUGGACAGCGGCGGUGACUUUUCCUCCUGCAAGCAGCGCUGACUACACCACUUUAGUAUGGGGAACACAUAUUCACCAUUAAUUAGUUGCUUAUUAACAUGCAAAUUAGUAACAUAUUGGCUAAUUAUUAAGUACUUAUUAAUGCCUUAUUAUGCAUGGCCUUAUUAUACAACCAGUAAGCCAUUAACUAAGAGUAUUCCCUCAAUAAUCUCAG